Molecule: messenger RNA, 1717 nt
Organism: Coturnix japonica (Japanese quail)
Lineage: Eukaryota; Metazoa; Chordata; Aves; Galliformes; Phasianidae
Source: RefSeq, a predicted model, not a curated record
UUCGUGAAGAAGGCUUCAAGAGAGAAAACACUGUCUCUGCCACUAAGCUUAAUGUGCAAUUAAUCGAGCACUUGUUGAAAAGUUAAUUGUACGUGAAAAGGAUACUGCAUUCCGGGAGCUGGUAAAUCCUCACCUAGCUUGAGAUAUAAAUCUUCAUGAUGCCAAGAAAGAUGCAACAAGCAAGUUCUGAUCAUUCUCCAGACCUGAUGAAAGAAACCUGCAUCAACGUGGAACUUCCAAACAAGGAAAGUAAGCUUCAUAAAGGAGCUGCUGUAUUGUCUGGAAGCAACAGUCCAGAAGACACCUUCAGUCCUUGUGAAACACAACCAGUAUCAGUUUAUACGGACACCACUACACCGCCAGCUGACUGCACUCAAAGACAAGGGUAUACUGACUCUUCACUUCUGAAGCUUCCAAUAGAGGAGUGCACUGGGAGCCGUCACACAGCUUUCCAGUUUGACCGACAUGCUAUGGCCAGAAUUUCCACUUCUCCAACCUUAAGGCGAUUAAGGAUGGCCUCUGCUUCACAGGCACUGACAUGUCAGGACUCCUCUGACACAGCUCCGAUGGGGAAUCAAACGGAAUGCACAGGCUCUCUCCACCAUAUUUGCAAAACUCCACCCUGGUGCACAAAGUCUUCCUCACUGUCAUUGCCUUCUUCUGUCUACAUGAAAUUACUGUCUUCUGAAGCAAAAACAGAGAUGACUUUAGCAGACCCAGAGUCUGCCAACCCCAGAUUCAAGUUACCAAGCCAAGGUCUUCUCAGCAAUGGCACUUCCAAGGAGAUGCUCCAAAAUUCUUGGCGAGCCAACUCUGCUACACUGCCCAGGAAAUUCCCCCGCUUCAGCUGCGUGUCACAGGAGGGUAUCCAGAAGAGUGGAUUGCCUACACAAAGAUCAGCCGAGCGCAGGCGUAGCUCCGUGGUGGUGAGCUUGCCAGGACUCGAGGUGUUCCCUGGAGACCUGCUGGUGUCAGACAGUGCCUUGGACUACCUGCCCCACACAGCCCUGCUGCUAAACGCAGAAUCCAAAAAGCCAAGGUGGCCUUUUGCCAAAAGAGGAGUUGUGAGUAUUUCACCAUGUUCUUUCCCUUUCACUGACCUUGCUUUCUCACACAACUAACCUGGGUGAAAAAGUUUAUUUAUGUCACUGCCUAUGAAGAAAGGCAGCCAGUACAUGAGCUGAUAUUGGAAGUUGCAGCAUCCCCAGGACCGAGCAUCCUCUUGGUCAUUCAUCUGCUGUGAAGGUAGGGUGGUUCUAACAGCACAGCCUCUGCACAUGCUAAGACAACUGGCAAGCACCCUUGCCUCCCAACCCAGCAGGGAGGCAGAAGGAGUGAUCCCCACUACACAGCACCAAAGGGACAGAGAAGGACAGGUAACAAAGGUACAUUUCUCACAGGAGAUGUCAUUUGAGGACUUUAGCUGCAAACACCGAAGGCAGCUGCCCAUGGUAAGAGCACAAGGUGUUUAUGUCAGGCUCUGCUACAAGUUGUGCCAGCUGGGUCCACAGCUCUGCAUCUCACCCACCCAAGCAGCACCUCUAGGAGGCUGCUUCCAGAGCAAGAGCCUUGGUGACUCAGUCACAGCCUUGCUUCAAACACACCUUCAUGUAUUUUCCGCAUGCCAAUCCAUACCACUAAAUUUGGGUUCAUAAUACUGCUUAUGCUUUUUUAUAUAGCACUGCUGGCCUGAAAAGUAAAGCCAAACCAAAAGCAA